This is a messenger RNA of Zootoca vivipara (common lizard), 1365 nucleotides long. Its product is annotated as fibrinogen-like protein 1-like protein. Gene Ontology annotation, molecular function: protein-macromolecule adaptor activity; extracellular matrix structural constituent. The record is from RefSeq and is a predicted model, not a curated record. NCBI's taxonomy places the organism in Eukaryota, Metazoa, Chordata, Lepidosauria, Squamata, Lacertidae. Gene Ontology annotation, cellular component: fibrinogen complex. Gene Ontology annotation, biological process: platelet aggregation; positive regulation of heterotypic cell-cell adhesion; fibrinolysis.
UUAGUCAUCCAGGAUCUUAUCUGCACUUAUAAAACAUAAAUGGGGAAUCUGCCGCAGCACUUUCUCCAUUUGAAUUUAGCUCCAAAAAGUGCUAUAUCUGUCUGCACAAUGCAUCCCCCCAAUGUCCUGCUGGCUACAGUCGCUCUUCUUUUUCUGAUCCAUGUGACAAGCUCAUUGAAUGAGGAACAACUGAGGAAACAACUCACCGAAAUUGUCAACCUAAAAUUGGUCAGGAGUGUCACUGAAAUUCGGAACUGGAGAAUUCUUGUGGAAAGAAGAGCAAUCCCUUACAUGCGGGACUGUGACGAAAUGUUCCAGGCAGGCCACAAAGAGAGUGGCCUUUAUAUAAUACGCCCCGAGAACGCCCGCAAGCUCGUAGCCUGGUGCCACAUGGAUGGAUGCAAUGGGUGGACAGUCAUCCAACACAACACCCACAACACUGAACUCACCUGGUCAGAGACCUGGACAACUUAUAAAUAUGGGUUUGGUAACUUGGUGGGAGAUCACUGGUUGGGCACCGAGUACAUUUCCUUGAUUAGCCAGCAGAAAUGGUACAAAGUCAGAAUAAAUUUAGUAGAUGCAGGUGGACACCAUAGAUAUGCAGAAUACGAUAGCUUUGUCCUGAGAAAUGAGAACGAUGAAUAUACGCUCAAGUUAGGGACCUACGAGGGUAAUGCAGGUGACUCUCUCACUUCUUCCAAGGCCAAAAACAUGCACGACAACAUGAGGUUCUCUUGUAAAGACAAGGACCACGACAGGUCUACCAAAGAGAACUGUGCAGACAUCCACGGUGGGGGCUGGUGGUACGACUCCUGCUUUGAUGCCCAGCUGAACCGCAAAGGUGGGCUUCACUGGGGCACAUUAUGCGAUGAGAAUUGCAGGAGCUCAGUUAUCAUGCUGAAGCCCAUCCACAUGUAUUGCAGCAGGGUGUAGAAAGGCGCACAGCCUCGCAUGUCACGAACUGCUGUAAUGGGAUGCAGGGGGUGCAACAAAAGUGCAGAUUCCUUUGCUUCCAGACCUUUCUAUAUAAAUAAAUAGUGGCUUCUUUUGCUACCUCUCAGUGACAUGGCGAAUGUAUUUCAUUCUGACAGAAUUGCGAGCCAAUAUUCCUGUAUAACUUUUUCGCUGAUUGCAACACUGUGAAGUCUUCCAGUUCUUUAUUAAAAUAGCUUUUCAGCCGCAAGAGAGAGGUGUCUUUUUUUUAAUAACAAAAAACCCACAACCCUUCAUUUUAUUCUCACAUCAAAGAGUCAUAGGAAAGGCCAUGUAAAGUAUGGACUAAUCACUGUAAUUGUGCCAAUUAAGUACAGCUAGGGUUGCCAUAUUUCAAAAAGUAAAAACCAGGACACCCUGAAAGUUGUUGGU